This is a messenger RNA of Lodderomyces margitis, 393 nucleotides long. RefSeq names its product 40S ribosomal protein uS8. Bases 1 to 393 code for a protein of 130 amino acids. NCBI's taxonomy places the organism in Eukaryota, Fungi, Ascomycota, Pichiomycetes, Serinales, Debaryomycetaceae. The transcript is spliced from 2 exons. The record is from RefSeq and is a predicted model, not a curated record. Gene Ontology annotation, cellular component: cytosolic small ribosomal subunit; ribosome. Gene Ontology annotation, molecular function: structural constituent of ribosome. Gene Ontology annotation, biological process: translation.
AUGACUAGAACUUCAGUAUUGGCAGACGCUUUGAACGCUAUCAACAACGCCGAAAAGACAGGUAAACGUCAAGUAUUGAUAAGACCAUCGUCCAAGGUCAUUGUCAGAUUUUUAACAGUUAUGCAAAAGCACGGCUACAUUGGUGAAUUUGAAUACAUUGAUGACCACAGAUCGGGAAAGAUUGUUGUUCAAUUAAAUGGAAGAUUGAAUAAGUGCGGUGUGAUCUCCCCAAGAUUCAACGUUAAAAUUGGUGACAUUGAGAGAUGGACCGAUAACUUGUUGCCAGCUAGACAAUUUGGUUACGUUAUUUUGACCACUUCUGCUGGUAUCAUGGAUCAUGAAGAAGCCAGAAGGAAACAUGUUUCAGGUAAGAUUUUAGGGUUUGUUUAUUAG